Molecule: messenger RNA, 1619 nt
Organism: Alternaria alternata
Lineage: Eukaryota; Fungi; Ascomycota; Dothideomycetes; Pleosporales; Pleosporaceae
Exons: 3
Coding region: 155-1438 (427 amino acids)
Source: RefSeq, a predicted model, not a curated record
GAGGUAAUGGAAGGAUGAGUAUAUAAGUACUGUCGGUGUUACCAUGGAAAGAGACAUCAUCCAUCCAGAGCCUCAGCCUCAUCCAACUCUCACGACACUCGUUUUACAUACCAACUAAUAUACACUCUUUCCGAGAACUUUUAAUUCUUUCAAGAUGCGUUUCAACUACUUCCUCGCCGCUGCCGCUGUUGCGAACGCCGCCGUUAUUCCCCAAAUCCCCCAGACCAAGGACACGGUCAAGGAUGUCACCUCUGGUGUCAAGUCAACCGUCGACGGCGUCACUCUCCCCAAGGUCAACGCCCACGUCGCUGUCGGUCUAGGACGACGAGUAAACACAGGCGCCAAGGUCAACCUCGAGGGCGUCACAUACGACAACGUUAACGUCACCGUUGACAAGGGCAUCAACCCCAAGGUCGGCGCCAGCGUAGGCCGCCGCGCCGAUGCCAACGUUGAUGCUAAGGUCAACGCUUUGGGUCCCUUCACUGCUGAUGCUGCUGUCGGCGCCUCUCUCAACAAGCGUCUCGACGCAGAACUUGAGGCAGCAAUCGACGCUAAGCUCGAGGCUCUCGGUGUUUCUGCCGAUGCCUCCGUCGAAGUCAAGCUCCAGGCUCUUGGUCUCUCCGUCGAUGCCUCAGUUGAGGCCAAGCUUAAUGCUCUCGGUCUUUCUGUCGAUGCCGAUGUUGAUGCUAAGGUCAACGCGCGCCAAACGAUCCCUAACGUCAACGUCCCCAAGGUCGACGGCCUUGUUGGCGGUGUCACCUCCGGUGCCACCAACGGUGUCAAGUCCACUGUCGACGAUGUCAAGGACAUUGAUGUCGAUGCUGAGGUCGACCUCGACACGCGCCAACUCCCCAGUGUUGAUGGCCUCGUUGGUAACGUCAAGGAUGGUGUCAACGGCGUCAAGGACGGUGUUACCUCUACUGUCAACGACGUCAAGAACAUCGAUGCUCACGCCGAUGCUCUCGACAAGUCUGUUGAUGCUGCUCUGACCAGGCGCCAGCUCCCCGACGUCAACGGUCUCGUUGGCGGUGUUGAGGGUGCCGUUCCUGGCCUCAAGUCUGUCGAGGAUGCCGCUACCCCUAUCGUCGACGGUGUCAGGGACAACGUCGUUGGUGGUGUUACCGGUGUUGUCUCCCCUAUCGUGAACGACGUCAAGGACGGUGUCACCUCUGCUGUCACUCCCAUUGUCAACGGCGUCACCGGUGCUGUUGACCCUAUUGUCAAGCCCGUCAAGGACGCUGCUACUGGUGCCGUUAAGGGUGUCGAGGGUGCCGUCGCCCCUGUUGUCAGCAACGUUCAGGGCGCUGUUGACCCCGUUGUUAACGGCGCUAAGGGUGCCGUUGAGCCUGCCGUCAAGAACGUCACCGACGGUGCUCUCCCUGUUGUCAACAACCUCAAGGAUGGCGUCACCUCUGGUGUCGGCUCUACCGGCCUCUAAGCAACAAUGACGACCAUGCCACGCGAUCUUGCCAGCGUCCAUAGCUAGACUGUUACCUGUAUAUCUUAAUCUAUAUUAUACCCUCAUCGAAAUACUACAUUAUAUUGCUACUAUAAAGCUGCUCCCCGUGCGUCUCCGACAAUGCAUUGCCUUCUCCCACUGUCCAUUUGAUGGCUUGUUC